This is a messenger RNA of Pichia kudriavzevii, 1581 nucleotides long. RefSeq lists its product as uncharacterized. The transcript has a single exon. The coding region runs from base 1 to 1581 and encodes 526 amino acids. The record is from RefSeq and is a predicted model, not a curated record. Gene Ontology annotation, cellular component: mitochondrion. Gene Ontology annotation, molecular function: FAD binding; catalytic activity. Lineage: Eukaryota; Fungi; Ascomycota; Pichiomycetes; Pichiales; Pichiaceae.
AUGUUUGCAUUGGCUUCUAUUUCACGUCUGGGACGUGCAAGCGCAAGCGCACGUGCACGUGCAUCCGCAGCUCUGUCUAUCCGUGGAUUUGCGUUGACUGCUGAAAAAUAUCCUUCAGUUAAGCGUGGAGACUACGCCAAACUAACCGAUGAAGAUCUCGGUAAAUUCCAUUCGAUUUUGAACCCAAACCAGAUUAUUACGGAUGCUGCAGAUUUGGCUGCAUUUAAUCAGGAUUGGAUGAAGAAAUACGCUGGUCAAUCGCAACUUGUAUUGAAACCAAAGACAACUCAACAGGUUUCUCAAAUUUUGAAGUAUUGUAACGAGAGGAAACUUGCCGUUGUUCCACAAGGUGGUAAUACCGGAUUGGUUGGAGGUUCUGUUCCAGUUUUCGACGAAAUCGUUAUUUCUAUGGCCGGCAUGAACCAAAUUAGAUCCUUUGAUGAAAAUUCUGGAACAUUGAAAGUGGACGCUGGUGUCAUACUUGAAAAUGCGGACAACUAUCUGGCAGAGAGGGGUUAUAUAUUCCCCCUUGAUUUGGGAGCUAAAGGUUCAUGUUUUGUUGGUGGUAACGUUGCAACCAAUGCUGGUGGGUUGAGAUUAUUAAGAUUCGGCUCAUUACAUGGCUCAGUGUUGGGGUUGGAAGUUGUCUUAGCUGAUGGUACCAUUGUGGACUCCAUGCAUUCUUUAAGAAAAGACAAUACCGGGUUUGAUUUGAAGCAGCUAUUCAUUGGUUCCGAAGGUACCUUGGGAAUUAUUACUGGUGUAUCGAUCUUAUGUCCCGCAAGACCAAAGGCCGUCAAUAUCGCAUUUCUUGGCUUGGAGAGCUACGAGCAUGUGAUCCAGUGCUUCAAGGAAGCACGUUCUGAUUUGGGCGAAAUCUUAAGUGCCUUUGAGUUUAUGGAUCGUGAUUCCCAGUUGGUUGCCUCCAAAUUCUUGAAAACGACCCAUCCAUUGUGUCAAGAGGACGAAGUUGCUGAAGCUUCUGUUCCGGAAUAUCCAUUCUAUGUAUUGCUGGAGACAUCAGGAUCAAACAAAGACCAUGAUGAUGAGAAACUAGAAAAGUUUUUAGAAAAAGUUAUGGAAAACGAAGUUGUAGUUGACGGUACAGUGUCGCAGGAUGAAGCUCAACUCAAGACUCUAUGGACUUGGAGAGAAGGUAUCGCUGAAGCAUCACAGCAAUUUGGUGGUGUUUAUAAGUACGAUGUCUCAUUACCAUUGGAUUCCUUGUACAAACUAGUCGAAGAGACCCAGGAGAGACUAAAGAGUUUCAGUUUGGCAUCGACCGAGGAUGAAUCAAAACCUGUAUAUGAGGCUAUUGGUUAUGGUCAUAUCGGUGACGGCAAUUUACAUUUGAACGUUGCCGUUAGAGAGUAUAACAAAGAGGUUGAAAAGGCACUUGAACCUUUUGUAUAUGAGUUUAUCGAGAAACACAAUGGUUCCAUCAGUGCCGAACAUGGUCUUGGAUUCCAAAAGAAGAAUUACAUUGGUUAUUCUAAGAGUGAGGUUGAAAUCAAAAUGAUGAAGGAGUUGAAGAACCACUAUGAUCCGAACGGUAUUUUGAACCCUUAUAAGUAUAUCUGA